AGAGAGAGAGAGAGAAGUUGCAGUCCAGUCCACAAUGUUUUUGACUCGGUGUCAAGUCCGUUGCUGUGAGGAGUGAGGCAGACAGUCUGUAACCCAGUGAGAGAGAGACACUAGAGGAGGCUAUGCUGCGUGAAUGGUUUGUUUUUCCUGGCUGAAGUUGUUUUUUUUUCCUCCGAGCGUCUGAAAGGUUAUCCCGGUGAAACAAGACGGCCACUGUUGUGCGGGAUUUUUUUUUUUUACCACAACAAACCAUUUCCAUCCCGAUGCCGGAUUGCGGCGUGCCGUCAGUCGAGACGCGUUGAGGAUCCGUCCCAGGCAUUGCACCUCCCCGGUGAUGACAUCACUGUUGUACCCUGGCCCCGCCCACGUCAUGAAGGACAUCUCCUCCUCCUCCUCAUCCUCGCCGAUCACCUCCUUACUCCACUACCCCUCCUCCAAGACCGCUGCCGUGCCCUUCUCCCCAUCCCUCUCCUCCUCCUCCUCCACCUCCACGUCCCCAAUGCCGAUGCUCUCCUCCUCCACGACUCCCCUCUCCAAGCCCCACUCCUUCAGCCUGCAGACGGGACCCCACCUCAUCGCCAGCAUGCAGCUCCAGAAGCUCAACUCCCACUACCAGAACCUGGUGGGCUCCGUGGGAGGGGUCGGAGGAGGAGUGGGACCCGUUGCUCAGAGGGGGUUCCCCCCUGGCGCCGGGACCUCACUCCUUAAUUCCUCCGCCUCCUCUUCCUCCUCUGUGCUGGUCGGAGGCGGCGGCGGCACCGGGACGGCCGUUGGCUUCGGGCUUGGACCCCCGGGCUCGGGCUCGGCGGCCGGCGGUGGGGGGGGGAUCGACUUUGAGGCGGUAGACGAGGAGGUGCUGAUGUCGCUGGUGGUGGAGUUGGGUCUGGACCGGGCCAACGAGCUCCCCGAGCUGUGGCUGGGCCAGAACGAGUUCGACUUCAUGGCCGACGUGCCAGCCGGCUGCUGACCCAAAGAGAGAGAGAGAAUAGGAACACACUAACUGUCUCAAAAAAAGAAAAGUACAUUUUGCGUCGACAAAAGAAUGCGAAGACUGGCGUUCCCCUGCCUUCUAUUUAGUUUUUCUUUACGUUAUCGUUCCCGGCCCGUUGACUCACGCAGAGGAAGUGAGAGGGAACAAACUGUUGGGAGUUCAUUUGAGGACAUAUUUAGUUUUUGCGUCGACAGCGUCUGAGUUUAAACGGUAGCGACACAUCGCUCCUGAGAGGGAUGCUUCCCCGUCUACGCUUUUCUCGUCUUCUCCACCGUAACGAGGACGUAUACUUACCCUUUAAGGAAAUUUAGUUUUAGUCCGUCGGUUGGUUUCUAUUUUCGUUUUGCCCCGAUUAAGACGGGCGUCUGGGUUGCAGACGCUCAUUACGUACCUCGGAUUCUGCCGACGGCGACGGCUAGCGAACGAAAAACUAUUUGGAGUUUAACCGUGGAAGACCGCAGCGAUACGGGAACCCGAAGGAAAACCGUUCCCGGAACGGAGGACUGCUGCGUUUAGGAUCUCUCUGUCUCUCUCACCACUCCCUCACUCGCUCUUAAUGAAAAGAGAGUGAUGGACAGUAGAGGUGAGGUCCGCUCGGUGGAAUACAAAGAAGCACCUGUUGCACUUGUUUUUUUUCUUACACUCUUUGGUUUCCAACCCCUCCUAUUGGGGGUUUCAUUUUGGGAAGAAAACGACCAAAACAUAAAUGAUUUUCGACAGAUGAUAGAAAUGUACAACAGGAAACGCAGAAUGUGUGCGAUACCACGAGUCACGACAAACAUUACCAUUUCCUGUUUUUCUUUUAAAACGGACGGCGGUUGUCUUUGGGGCGUAGUCACGUCCACAAAGCCAGCGAUUGUCUAGGGAGCUGUUAUCUCCAAACCAACUGUAUCUAAUGUUCUCCUUUUCAUUUCCGUAUUUGUGUUUAAACCAAUCAGAUCCUCCCAGCAGGACAUAUUCUACCUUUCAGAGAGUAAUGAACGAAGAGGCGAGAACCACAGUCUAAUGCAUUUCAUUGUCAUUCUUAUCAAGGUCGAGGAGGGAAAACAUAUUUGGAUUGGCUUGCAUGAGGCAGAAGAGAGGGCUUUCAAAAAAAGGCUUGUUUUAUUAUGAGGGGGAUAACCUGACAAAACAGCCACAAUAUGUGGCUUUACUCCAACGUUCAAAUGUUCACCACCUUCAGAUUGUUGAUUUAGCUGUUGAUUUGUUUGUGACUGAAAUAACACAGUUCCCAUCGCAGUUUGGACUCAUUUGAUUUCACGGUUCCCUAUUCACAUGACAUAACUAGAUUGGAACUCAUCGCAACACUGCCUUGCUCAACGGCACUUGAGACGCUAUCUCUGCUAACAGUUUUUGCACUGCGGAUGUCUCAGCGGUCACCGUGGCAUCGCCGUGGCAACCAACCAGCGAUGCCACGGUUAGCCUCACCAAACAUCUGGAUUGGGAGUAAAAGUAGUGUGUGUGUGUGUGUGUGUGUGUGUGUGUGUGUGUGUGUGUGUGUGUGUGUGUGUGUGUGUGUGUGUGUGUGUGUGUGUGUGUGUGUGUGUGUGUGUGUGUGUGUGUGUGUGUGUGUGUGUGUGUGUGUGUGACUCAUCCAUUGAAAGAAAAAAAGCGCAUGCCAGUCCUCAUGCAUUUAUUUAGAGACAGACAUCACAGCUUACACACACACACACAGACGCACGCACACACAUACACACGCAACUCUAUCUUCUCCUUUUCUUAGCGUUCUUGUUUGUCUAUUUAAUGAAAGGUUUAAACGGCCAUGACACUCGAGGAAAGCUUGACGGAGGACAGGGUUGAUUUAGUCAGGGUUUCUUAAGCUGACCUCACCUUGUUCCAAAGAUAAACAGACAAUCUACUGUUGAGGUCGCUCUGAGAAAGACAUUUUUAUUUUCCACUAAUCAUUUUCUUUCUUUAACUAAUGUUAUUUAAGCAUUAGGCCUACUAAACGGAGGCUUUGUUAGUUUGUCAUGAGGGGGUGGCAUUUUGUUGCCACUCAAUUUCUUCACGCGUCCAUCCAAUAGUUUGAAUCCUCCCACGACUUUUAAUUUCCUCUCUCCACUGACCCUCAUGAGUUGGUUAAUCCGUUCUGGGACCCCUUGCCAGAUCUUUAAAAAAUUCAAGGUAACCCCCCCCCCCCCUCCUCAAAAUCCUGCUUCAAUUAACUUGACCUUCUUUCAUAGCUCUAGUCGCGCCAGGUGGGCGGGGUCAAACAAUGACUGGCAACCAUACAACGCCCACUGGGGCUUAAGGCCCCGAUAUGAAGGCUAUAUAAAGGCUUCUGUGUACAUUGCUUUGAUUUAGAUUAUAUACCCUGGCAUGACCUCUACCCUCUUAACCUGCCUCCCCCCCAGCCUCUAAAACCUGUUGGCAGGCGGGGAGACGAUGAACACGUAAAUGAGCGCAGUGAGGCUCUUUGUGUACUAAUUGGAUUUCCUUUUGGUUCAGCGUGUUCUUUCACAUGAGCAAAAAGAUUAAUUGGAGGCAACAAAACGAUAUUGGAACUAUUCUUGUUAUGCACCAUCAAAUAUAACAAAACAUAGGUUAGGGGCUCCCAGUCAUGUCUGCACAGUGAUUGUGUGCGUGCGUGUGAGAUUACGUUAAUUCUGGAAAUAUUAGUUUUAUUUAUUAGGUUUACCUAAUAGUUCUCCCCUCGUGAAAUUGUGUUUAAUAUGAGUCGGAGGGGGGUUUCAUCUUGUCCAACGUGGAUAAACGGCGACCUCAUCUAGUGUUGUACUGGCCCAGACUUCGCCCUACAAGGAAAUGUUUCAGCAGAGGAUGGCUCUCGUGCCAUACAAAGCAUUGUGCAAAAUGUAAUGGAUUUAAGACCUGUUUUGACUUAUUGACUGUCUGAGGUAUUCAGCUCGCCAUCUGGGGAUCACAAAAACACAGCAGUUGAUGAUUAUUUUUAACACAAAUUUGUUUUACGAUCCACUAACGGAAAUGUGUUUGAUUCCUCUCGUCUGAGACUCAACUUUUUUAUCUGGACGGAUUGUUUUCCAUUCAGAUGAACCUUUUUUCUUUUUAGUUGGUUUACCAAUGAUGACGUGAUUAUUCAAAGAUGAUUCCUUGUUUAAAAAAAAAGAAGCACUUUUUGUUCGACUGCUCUCACUUGUACAUGCUCAUGAAUAUGUAAAUGAACAUUAUUGAACAACUGUAUUUUUGUUACUCAUCUCCGAGAUUGGGGAAACAUAAAAAUGUUUAUGACAAAGUUAA
Gadus macrocephalus (Pacific cod) is the source of this 4207-nucleotide messenger RNA. It is a transcript of the gene cited1, whose product is annotated as Cbp/p300-interacting transactivator, with Glu/Asp-rich carboxy-terminal domain, 1. Gene Ontology annotation, cellular component: nucleus. The record is from RefSeq and is a predicted model, not a curated record. Gene Ontology annotation, biological process: regulation of DNA-templated transcription. The transcript has 2 exons. NCBI's taxonomy places the organism in Eukaryota, Metazoa, Chordata, Actinopteri, Gadiformes, Gadidae. Bases 335 to 967 code for a protein of 210 amino acids.